Molecule: messenger RNA, 4050 nt
Organism: Nycticebus coucang (slow loris)
Lineage: Eukaryota; Metazoa; Chordata; Mammalia; Primates; Lorisidae
Gene: GNG7
Product: G protein subunit gamma 7
Exons: 6
Coding region: 300-506 (68 amino acids)
Biological process (GO): G protein-coupled receptor signaling pathway
Cellular component (GO): heterotrimeric G-protein complex
Molecular function (GO): G-protein beta-subunit binding
Source: RefSeq, a predicted model, not a curated record
GCCCCUCGGAGGGGAGAUCGAGGGCUAGCCCGCUGGGGCUGCAGGUUCGGCUGCGCGGCGGGGCUGAGGUGGCCGCGGGGCCAGAUUGCAGGGAGUGAAGCUUGGAUUCCAAGCCUUUCGGUGCUGGGGACAGCCAGGUCUUGCACACAGGGCAUAAAGCCGUGCUUCCUGAGAAAACUAAAAAAGGGUCUCACCGGGUAGCAGAUGAGCCUCGUUUUCAUCUGGAAGAUUGGGGAAGAAGCUACUCCCAGGGUCUCAUAAGCUUUCUGGACGCCGAGGUCCCGAGCUGAUGGCAGACAAUGUCAGCCACUAACAACAUCGCCCAGGCCCGGAAGCUGGUGGAACAGCUCCGCAUUGAAGCCGGGAUUGAGCGCAUCAAAGUCUCCAAAGCUUCAUCUGAACUCAUGAGUUACUGCGAACAGCACGCCCGGAACGACCCAUUGCUGGUCGGGGUCCCUGCCUCAGAGAACCCUUUUAAGGACAAGAAGCCUUGUAUUAUCCUAUAGCUCUGUCCCCUGUGCGUUCAGCUCCUUCUCUUCUUCCCUGUCUCCCUUUUUCUCUCAGGCAGGGUAUCACUCAGUGUCUAGCUCAAGUGAAACAUCUCGAGUCCCCAAAACUUUCAAUUCCAAAAGAAACACCAAAAGAAACCCCCCAAAACAAAAAAGUUUCCACUGCCCAAAAGGGGUAAAAUGUAUUCUUUAGAUUUAGAUGGAUUUUCAGACCUGACGACACAGCUGUCUCACAGGCCUAGCCCAGAUGGGACGGUGGCUUCACAGCCAGUUCCAAUUAAGAAUAACCAAGAUGCCCAAGCAAUGUAAUAACAAUUUUUUUAAACUCUCAAUUGCCAUUCAAAUUGUGGUAUUGGAGCUGAGAAGGAAAGGAGGGUGAAGCUGCUUUAAGUUCAGGGGAUCUGUCCCCUGGGGGUAGUAAUUCCUUCACAAUUGGCUAUGUGUAAAAAGACUUCACCAUUUUGCUGGGAUGUUUUUUGUUUUUUAAGUAGAAGUAAAACUGGGGUUGGGAGGGGUGGGACGACAAUGACCUUUUUUUGUAAAAAAUCUCUCCACUUAAAAAAUUGUUAUUCCAUACUGCUGACAUCAGAUUUAAAAAUGGCUGAACCUGUAGCUAAACUGCACACCUAGUGCACAAAUGGAUUGUAGGAGCCAGGCGGGGGGGUUGUCUACGGUAUGCACUCUGGGUUGCCAAGCAUCACUCCCCUAAAUGGCAUUUGUCACUUAUCCUUUCCUGGGGACCCCAUCCAGUCCAAAAAGUGGGUUUUCAGGCAGUCAUUGGCCCAGUCAGUUAUGUUUUAUUUUAAGCACAAGGCAUCCAUGUAUCAAGGAGGGGCUUUGAUCAUACCUGGCCCUUCCGGGUUGUUUUCCACUUUCUCGAAUCCUCAUGGCCAUUUUUCAAACUGGAAUGCAAUCCAGGAGCCUCUGCCUAGUGGGCCAUACAGCCUUGUACAUGGACGUGUAAAAAGUUGCCAAAUUAUCUUGAAGUGACCGCAAAGGACUCUGGGAGGUGAGAUCCUUUGUCCCAGUGAGGGAAAUAUCCGAUCAGGUCCCUCAUACCUAAUUGUUUUGGUUUGCCACCCUGUCACAACCCAGAAGGGCUGGUUUGAGGAUGGGAAGUAUGUUUUGUGGAGAAUCAGUCACUCUUUCCAAUGGCCUUGGAAAUUUAAGAUGUCAUGAAGGGGGCUUUUAAAGAUGACUUUUUCCCCUUUUACGACACAGACAGUGACAGGAGCAGGCAGAAAAAGGGAGGUGCUGCAGGCACACCCUCCACCACCUGUCUGCAUCACCUGGCCACAAAUGAGAUAGAUCCUGGGCAGUGGGGACGCCCCACAGCCCUGGACUCAGAUGGCCCAGAUGGAGAUCAAAGCCUGAAGGCUUGUGCCAGGACAUCCACCUGGAUCCUCCCUGCAGGCCCAUGGAGCAGGGGCCGGAGCCGUGGCCAGCUUCUCCAUGCUCCCUACACAGCCACCUCCGAGGGCAGGGACUGAGGUUCCCACCUUGCCCAGGCUGGCAGGUGUCAGGUAGCUGCAGGGGAAGAGCAGGUGCAGGUGCUGGGGGGUGGCCCUCCGUCCUCUACCCCGGGCUGGCUCCCGGGAGGAACAGAUGGUAGGGCAAGCUUCUCCCAGGCAUCCAGCUCUCUGCAGCUGAUCCAGAUGGGCCAGAGCUCUGGUUGCCUCCACCAAACCUGUUGCUGGACCAGGAGUUCCUGAAGACUACAGCCUCCUGCAGAGCCUAGGCGAGCAGGGCCCAGGGCAGGCCUUUCUACCAGCCCUAGGAGGAUUGGUGGGAAGAAACAAAAGCCUGUCCCAGGACCCAGUGAGCACCCCUGCAGGGAGGCCAAGGGCCCCACCCCACCCACCCUUUCCAAGCCACCGCCUUGGCACCUGGGAACCAAGGCUCCCCGUUUCUCCUUGAAAGAAGCCUUAAUCCCUUGAGGUGGUGUCACAUUCUCUCAUGGUCAUCCUUCCCCCUUCGUCCUCGCUGUCCAGGUCCUCUGGGCAUCAGGCCCCACAGAGAAUAAUUGAGUUUUCAUUCAGUGUCAGCAGCACUCCAGGGACCUAAGCCUCCCUCCUCAUCCUUUUCCUCUGCCUCCUGCCUUGCCUGGGCUGCGGGAGGAGGAGGAUACAACUGUGCCAAACCCAGCCCCACUCACGGGUCCCCACUAGUGAGGUCCCAGAGAAACUAGCAGGGAUCCCAGGACCGAGGGGGAUGAUGGGGCCAAGCCCGAGCUUCCCAGCCCCAGACGCCUACUCUGGGCUCACCUGUCCCACAUAGAGGACCCUGGGGUCUGAGCCUUUUUAGUUUUAGGUAAACUGAGGCCUGGGAGAGGGACAGGGUGGCAUUUCCCAAGAGUCAGGUCUGGGCUACCCAUUCUUGGGUGUCUCUGCCCUGCCCCCACAGCCCCACCAUCUAAACACCUGCUCUGCCCAUGGCUUUGGACCCCAGGGAGGUGGCAACUAGCAAAAGCCCAUCGAUUUCUUUCUAGCUUUUAGAGUAAAUCUCUAAGCCCACACCGAGGGAAAUGUCUGUGCAGACCCAACACCCAAUUGCACAUAUACAGAUGACCACGUGUGCAUGUCUGACGGGAAUAUCUGCUAAGUACACAGUGUCCAGGCAUUUUCAGGAUUGCUGGGAGCUGGUAUGGAUGGCAGUGUCUCUCUCAACCUCGUCAGGGAAAAGAGAUUUGAGGACACUCACCCAGGCACCUACCUGCGCCAGUAACAAACAACAAAAUAAAAACAUAGCAGGCAGGGAGUAGGAUUCAGGCCCAGGGUCUCCCAUGGGUGGGAUACCAGGUAGGGAGUUCAGGGCCAACUUGGCCCAACCCCACCUGGUGUCCCACCUGGGCACCUUCCCCUUUCCUCCUUGACUCCAGGAAGGCAAUAGAAUGGGCAUCUCUCCCCCACCCUCCCCAGACCAAGCAUGAAGUGGCGCAGUUGUGACCUCUAGGCCUCCAAGGGACACACACACACAGGGAGGUGUGGCGUGGGGCUGGGGCGGAAGGUAUUUGUCUUUCUUACUCUCUGCCGGUCCCUUUGAUGGGCCUCCACUCAUCCAUCUUGUCAAGCCCUGGGGCAGCAGGAAAAGGCCAUCAGAGCCCUGCCGGUGCAGGAGUGACCCGGGAGGGGAUGUCCGGACUGAGGUGAAGCCACUGAACCAUCGCUCUUCCUCAAAGGGCACUCAUAAAAAAGUCAGCCAACUUAAGAAGCCAUAUGCCAGGCUCACCACUUGUCCCAUGUCCUCGGACACAGUUGCCAAGCAUGGUGAAGGCCUGUCCCCUGUUCUUUGCAGGUUCCACUCCAUCUGCAUUUCGAUGUCCCAUUGUUUUUAUUUAUGAUUUUUUUAAGAUUCCAGGUGUGCCACACCCACUUUCUCGCAGUGUUUUAAUAUUGUGUGGAAUUGUUGAUACAAAGUGAAUUCAUACACAAUAAAAAGACUCACUUUUCCUUUUCUCCUGGCUCAAGCCCUUCCUUCUGUCUCUGAGGUGCCUACAGAGGGGACAGGCUGCACAUCAACUCCACUCUCUCUGUCCGCCCUG